Symsagittifera roscoffensis is the source of this 1365-nucleotide messenger RNA. RefSeq names its product lethal(2)neighbour of tid protein-like. The coding region runs from base 17 to 1252 and encodes 411 amino acids. The record is from RefSeq and is a predicted model, not a curated record. The transcript has a single exon. Gene Ontology annotation, cellular component: endoplasmic reticulum. Gene Ontology annotation, molecular function: dol-P-Man:Man(5)GlcNAc(2)-PP-Dol alpha-1,3-mannosyltransferase activity. NCBI's taxonomy places the organism in Eukaryota, Metazoa, Xenacoelomorpha, Acoela, Convolutidae.
GAAAAUUUCAGGUAGCAUGGAGGCCACAAGUGUUGGGCCAAACAAUGGUGGCUUUUCAAUUGUGCUUCGAUUUGUCAAGCAUAAUUUCUGGGAAAUACUUUACAUGCUCAUUGCUUUCGAGUUGUUCAUCUGCACUUUCAUCAUUAACUUUGUGGCCUACACUGAAAUUGACUGGGAAGCUUACAUGGAAGAAGUGGGUGGUUUCCUCAAUGGAACAUAUAAUUAUUCCCUCCUCAAGGGCUCAACUGGUCCCCUAGUCUACCCCUCGGGUUUCCUCUACCUUUUCUCAUUUCUGUCAAAAGUAACAAACGAGGGUGAAAAUAUUAAGUUUGCCCAGUAUUUGUUUAUGAUUCUGUAUCUUUUCAAUUUUUACAUAGUCGCCAAGCUUUAUCGUCGCGCAGCCUUACCCACUUUUCUCUUAUUUACCAUGGCUGGUUUAUCAUAUCGAGUUCAUUCGAUAUUUGUGUUGAGGUUGUUCAACGAUUGCAUUUGCACAUUUUUCGCGUAUCUUUCCAUUCUGUAUUUAACAAAAUAUUAUUACAACACUUCGGCGUUGGUUUUCAGCUUGGCUUUGUCUAUAAAGAUGAAUGCGCUGCUAUUUUUACCCGGAUUUUUGGUGAUCCUCACUUGUUGCGGGGGAAUUGUUUUAUGCUUCAAGUUCGGGUUAAUUGUAAUCACUUCGCAAAUUAUUCUGGCUCUACCAUUUCUUUAUUAUGCUCCUGUAGACUACAUGUCGAAAGCGUUUGAAUUUAACAGAGUAUUUUUCUUUAAAUGGACUGUUAAUUGGCGAUUUAUAGGCGAAGGGAUUUUUGUGAACCCUAUUUUUCACAAGUUUCUGUUAGUCACCCAUGUAGCAUUACUCGUCAUUUUCGCUUGGUUCAAGUGGAGACCGAAGGUGUUGCGAAUAGUAGACAUUGUCAGUCCCUCCUUCCGAGGUCUGUUUCCGGGGAUGGAACCCCGUGAAAUGAUUUCAGUCCUAUUCGAGUGCAAUUUUAUCGGCAUCUUGUGUAGUAGGACCUUACACUACCAGUUUUACUGCUGGUAUUACCACACCAUCCCCUUCUUGCUCUACAGCAGUAGCAGGUUGCCCUACCCUGCUGUUGUUUUGCUGGUCUGUUUGAUAGAGUACAGCUGGAACGUGUACCCAUCUACAAACACCAGUUCCUUCCUCUUGCUCAUUUCCCAUCUCUUCAUAUUGGCUUCGUGUUGGAACUCUAGAAAAUAUGUGAACCGAAGUGUGAAAACUGAAUAAACGCAAAACUUAAUAAAAUGUAUUCCUGUAAUUAUGCGAAAAUGGUUUAAUGUUGUUUUUAAAAUUUAGCGUAUUGGCAUAAUUUUGUAGCGUAUAGGCCUGUGUCGGCUAGG